Messenger RNA from Papaver somniferum (opium poppy), 456 nucleotides. RefSeq lists its product as uncharacterized. The coding region runs from base 1 to 456 and encodes 151 amino acids. The transcript is spliced from 3 exons. The record is from RefSeq and is a predicted model, not a curated record. NCBI's taxonomy places the organism in Eukaryota, Viridiplantae, Streptophyta, Magnoliopsida, Ranunculales, Papaveraceae.
AUGGGUUCCGGAGAAAUUGAUGUAUUAGAGAGUGGGUUAUUAUUACCAGAUUCAAGAACUGAAGAUGAAGAUGAUGAGAGGGUAGUUUUAUAUUCAGCUUCAUUUGCAGAAAUGGAGGAAAUUUAUGUGAAAUAUCAAACGAUUCAAUGGGUUUUAUAUUCUUUACUUUUAGUAUUAGCAUGGGGUAUUGGAUUGUUCAUGUUGAUUUACAUUCCAAUUAGUAGAUAUAUUCUCAGAGCUGAAUUUCGUUCCAGAAUGCUUUAUAUUACACCUAAUUCCAUUGUUUAUAAGGAUAUCUGCAGUCGUAUUUUUGGUGUGUAUUCAAUUAGAAUUGAGAAUGUAGGUGUAAGGAAGUCGUCGAGUGAUGAUGUUCAUAUCCAUGGCGUUGCAAACCCGAGGGAGUUUAGAAAGGUUGUUUUAACGCAUCUUGCAAACUUGAGAGGGAGAGUGUGUUGA